This is a messenger RNA of Enterobius vermicularis (human pinworm), 321 nucleotides long. Lineage: Eukaryota; Metazoa; Nematoda; Chromadorea; Rhabditida; Oxyuridae. The record is from the annotation of a GenBank genome assembly.
AUGGCCCUGGAAGAAUCAAAUGGCCAGACCAGCAGAAAAUUUUGGAUUAUGGUAGGUAGACUGAAUUCAUCAGGGCAAAAAAUAAGCAAGGAUCUAAAACGGAUCCACGACUAUGAUGAGAUUGUCAGGCAUCAAAUGAAUGCGGGGUUCAGAACUGGUGCACUGUCUACUGCGCCAGUCUGUAGUUACUCCGGAAAAAGCUGGUACAAGCUCCGAAUAGUCUACGAUGCAUCAGCGCAUACGUCAGGAGCUAGUCUUAACGAAGCACUGCUUAGAGGAUUUGUAAUACUACCUAACCUAUGCGACAUCUUACUAGGCUAA